Messenger RNA from Bombus terrestris (buff-tailed bumblebee), 3002 nucleotides. Its product is annotated as insulin-like growth factor-binding protein complex acid labile subunit. Gene Ontology annotation, molecular function: protein binding. The record is from RefSeq and is a predicted model, not a curated record. Bases 1796 to 2986 code for a protein of 396 amino acids. The transcript has 6 exons. NCBI's taxonomy places the organism in Eukaryota, Metazoa, Arthropoda, Insecta, Hymenoptera, Apidae.
UGAAAAUAUGUAUAAUAUUUAUAAGAAAAAAAAUUACGAAAAAGAUAAUUGAGUCAAAAAUAUUAUUUAUGCCAUGUUAACUAUUUUCAUAUUGCGUGCAAAAUAUUUUUCAUAGCAUAAUAAUUAAAAGAAAUAUUUAGAUAAAAUCAACUGUAACUAAUAUAACUAUAAGUUUUUAAUAAACUAGAUUGAACGUAGAUUCACGUAAAGUGGCGUGCGAUGCGCAAGAGAUACAUAUAUAUAGGAAAAACUAUAUUGUCACAUACACCUUAUAUAGAUAUGUUUAUUUUAUUUUAAUAUUUUUUCUGUGCUAUGUAUCUAAACUUGUAAUAAAAAAAAGGAAUCUAAAUGCAGAGAACACUUUUUUCAAGACCAUCGUUUUGUGUACUGUGUUCAAAAUGCCUGUAAUUGUUACGUUCAGGAACUGAUUAUCAAUAAUGUCGAUAAACGUGAACGACGAUCGUCAAGUAAUCGAAAAAAUUUUCUCAUUAACAAUGGUUAUCGGCAACAAAACAAAAUUCUAUGAUCGAUCAUGAUCAUUGGUAACGAAAAAAAUAUUGAUUGCUUGUAAUGGUUAUUUGUGAGCUGAUCACUUAAAAAUGAAUAUUUCUGAAUCAUUGAAUUUUUCGAAAAAUUUCUUGAAGACCUAGUGAUCAUCGUUUCUCAUCUAAAUAAUAUCAUUUUUUUUAUCAAUGAAUUUUUCAUACAAAUUUUGGAAAUAAUUAUUAUUUUUGGCAAUAGAAACACAUAGAUCCAGCGGUUAUUUGGGAAAAUAGAAUCAAAGUUAUUCGAAGAGCAGUGAUAAGGAUCAAUAAUGGUCGAGAUAAUAAUACAGUAAACUCGUAAUUCUUUUCGAGGAAUGUACUAAUUGAUGGGUUGAAAAAAAGAAAAUGAAAUAACGAAAGGCAUGUAAGUGCUAUACUGAGAAAAAGAAAAUGAGGUAGAGAAAAGCGUGUAAGUACUUAUGUAUCGAAACAAUUUAGGUGGCAAAAUCGGAAAUACCGAACGAAUGUAGUGGCAGUGAAAGGUUGUCCGAUAAAACAUUCCUACAUCCAUUCGUUUACAUCUCAUGUUCUUUUUCCAAACUGUCCGUGCUAUAUAUGUAUAUAUAUACAUUUAUGUACAGAGGCGUGUAUCGUAUGUCGUAUACCGUUCAUUCGACUCUUUACCGUUUCCCCUACCUGGGAGAAUCGGUCGCGUCGUACGUUGAGCUGGUAUCUCGAGCGUAGGUAACCCCGUUACGUUCCUGUCUGCGAAUUUACCGUCGAGAAGGACAGCAAAAGGCGCGUGUUACUCUCCCGUCUUCCCCUUCUUCUUUUGUCUCGUUCGCAAUUUUUCAUCAUUACAGUUAACGUGCCGUACAAUUCUAGUCUUCUGAUAAUUUCUUUUGAAAGUUCGUUUUUCAAAUCAGGGUUCGAAGCGGUCGAACCUACCGCUUCUUUUAUUCGCCUCUUCGUUAGGACCAAGAAAAUUCGAGGCAAGUAAAGUCAAGACAAGUGGAGUCGGGUCAGAUCGGAUCACAUCGGAUCGGAUCGCCCGAUCGAGAAAGCUCGAAUCACGAGAAACUUGUUGCCAGAACAGACGAAGGAUUCUUGUGUUUCGGACAAACAAACAAGAGUUAACUGAACAAACUGAAUUGAAAGUGUCUAGAAGAAACCCGGCCAAUUUGGCGGCCGUGGUUAAAUGGUUAAGCGAUGGAGCGAGAUUGUUAGUGAUUCGAUCGAGUGUUUCGAUUACACCGAUCGACAUUCAGUUUGAUCGACUGGUGAUGUCCCAUUGGAAUAAGCUACAGUAGAUGCGGUGUGAAACAGCGAAUAUGAGAAGAACGUGGUAUUUACCGAUACUUAUUUGUUCACUUUGGAACGUUGUUCCGACUAGAGAAGCAGAAUGGAUACCGUGCGUGGAGUUAAAACGGAAAUUACACGUCCCGUGCAAAUGUACCAUCUCGACGGAAUACAGUCGGUCGAUCGAGAUGAACUGCGAUCGAGUGGUGUUUACGCGAAACACGAUAGAUAGUCUAAAAGGGGAACCGAUUGUUUCCAUCAGUCAGAGAAAUAGCGGAUAUAACGCUCUACCGGAGGACUUGCUCAAUUCUGACUUGAAUCUGAAAAAAUUAGAUCUGUCGGGCAAUUCGAUUCACAGAUUGAUGGAUCGCUUGCUCCGUGUACAAACUCGAUUGGAGGAACUAAGGCUCGCCGAUAAUCUAUUAGGCGACAACCUAAAUCCGAUAUUCUCGAGCAAUGAGUUUCACGGUAUGAAACAACUGAAACUACUGGAUCUGAGCAGAAACGGACUUCGAAGUUUAGAAGAAGGUAUCUUUAAAGGAUGCGAAAGCCUCGAACAGCUUUACUUGGACGGUAACAAUUUGACAACGGUACCGACGAUGUCUUUGAAGGGACUUGGAUCGAUCAGAGUGCUUUCGCUAUCCGACAAUAAUAUCGAAUCCCUUCCACGAGCCGCUUUCUCGAUAUUAGGUGACUCGCUAUUGCGAUUAGAUCUCAGUGAAAACGAAUUGUCCCAUAUGGAAGAUGAUGCACUGUCAGGGCUCGAACGAUUACUUUUACUAAACCUAUCACGCAACGAUCUUAACCGUUUUAACAGCGAUGUUUUUAAAGGGGCUUACAAUUUAUUGCAGUUGGAUUUGUCAACAAAUUUUCUGCGAGAAUUUCCAAGCGAUGCACUGAGACAUUUAACGGACUUGAAGUUUCUCAAUAUGUCGAGCAAUUUAAUCGAUGAGAUUGAUCAUCGACAUUUAUCAUCUUUGGGAGAACUGCAAGUAUUGGAUCUUAGCCGAAAUAACAUCGGUCGGCUGGAUUUCGGUACGUUUUCCAAGUUGUCCGAAUUAACUAGGCUCGACUUAAGCCUGAACGCAUUACGCACGGUAAGUAUCAAGAGUAAAAAAGAGAGAGAAAGAGACAGAAAGAGACGAGGUGUUGAGGUAGAAAGGGAGAAAAAGUUGAUCGCGUUCUUAUCUAAAUGGAAAUAAAAUCGAAUCUGUUGCA